This is a messenger RNA of Synchiropus splendidus (mandarinfish), 6417 nucleotides long. It is a transcript of the gene myripb, whose product is annotated as myosin VIIA and Rab interacting protein b. The transcript is spliced from 18 exons. Lineage: Eukaryota; Metazoa; Chordata; Actinopteri; Syngnathiformes; Callionymidae. Gene Ontology annotation, cellular component: cortical actin cytoskeleton. The record is from RefSeq and is a predicted model, not a curated record. Gene Ontology annotation, molecular function: small GTPase binding; actin binding; myosin binding. Bases 427 to 3498 code for a protein of 1023 amino acids. Gene Ontology annotation, biological process: intracellular protein transport.
AACACGGAAAUAGACCUCCUCGUGCUCCCUCACCUCAGCCUGGCGUGUACCGCGCGGAAUGGGCUCAGAGGGAGGAAAGCAUCAGUUGCUCCGCCAGCCGUUCACGUCGCUCCGCGUGCGUCCCCGCGCCUCCUCCUCCUCCCCCGCGUGUGUAAUACAAACCCCGUGAUCGCGUCUGCUGGAGGCGAGCAGAACAAUGAGCCGGCCGGUCGAGGCGGGAGCGCUGAAGUGAGUGGAGGCAGACAGGUGUGGCGGAACUUGGGCAUCGCAUCACUGCGCGGGUCCUCGGCGGCUGGAAUCAGAGGAGCCGUCACUGGCGGAGCCUGUGGUUGUCCCAGCCUCGCCCUCCGGAGCAGCAGAGCCUGCGCCUAAACCCGUCCUCCUGUAUUGGACCAGCAGCAGCUCAGCGUGGCGAGCCAGGGGGAAAUGGGCCGGAAACUGGACCUGUCGGGGCUGACGGACGACGAGGCCGAACACGUCCUGAAAGUGGUCCAGAGGGACAUGAAGCUGAGGAAGAAGGAGGAGGAGCGGUUGAGUGAGAUGAAGCAGGAGCUGGCAGAGGAAGGCAGCAGAUGCUCCAUCCUCUCCAAGCAGCACCGUUUCAACGAGCACUGCUGCAUCCGCUGCUGCGCGCCCUUCACCUUCCUGCUCAAUCCCAAGCGUCAGUGUGUGGACUGCCAGUACAACGUCUGCAAGACCUGCUGCACCUACAGCAAGAGGGACAAAGCCUGGGUCUGCUCCGCGUGCCAGAAGGGCAGGGUUUUAAGGACACAGUCGCUGGAAUGGUAUUACAACAAUGUGAAGAGUCGCUUUAAGAGAUUCGGCAGCGCCAAGGUUCUGAAGACGUUGUACAGAAAACACAUCAUUGAGCGAGGGGCCUUCUCCGAACUCCCAGAAAGCAGCGUUCAUGAAGGAAGUAUCGGCAAUGACAACGAUGGCAGCAUCUGUGGGAGUGACUCUGCUUUCUACAAACAAAGUGAAGGUCACAGUAUGGCAGAGACGCUCACAGUCGCCCUACGUGUUGCUGAAGAAGCUAUAGAAGAAGCCAUCGCCAAGGCAGAGGAGUUCAGUGACAGUUUAGAGAAGCAGAAUGAGGCCCGUUAUUUGCGGGACCACAAAGAGGAGCUCAUAGAGGAACUUGCUACAGCCAUCGUGCAAAAAAUCAUUCAGAGGCGGAAGCGCUCGGAAAUGCACACGGACUAUGACUUUGUCUGGCCUCAAGCUCAGUCCCUGAUACAGUCGAGUGAAGUGACCUCCCCAUCUCAACCUCAAGCUUCUUCUCAAGGACCAAAGGAUCCACUCCAGCCUACCUACUCACUCUGGCGUUCUCGAUCAGCCUUCUCCCUCACAAGUGACGACUCCCCAGAGAAAGGGCCCGAGGACGAAGGAGCUGUUGGACUACAGGAAUAUGCGUCUCUGAAGAGGGAGGCCAAAGCCACAUCGCUGCCCAAUUGGAAAAGUGUUGACCGGCUGGACAACUCUAGUGCAUCAUCUGUCCUUCAAAGUCCAGACGGCAACUGGAUCGCUCUGCACAGCUCCCAGCACUCUCGGCCCAGUCUGCUGACCAAGAGGAAGAGUCUGGUGUUCAGUGUUUUGGAGAAAGAAUCCGGAGUCGUCUCUGCCUACGACGAGAUGGGCUCCGACUCUGAGGAGAACGAUGAAGGCAGCUGGGGCACGGCACUGCGACAGUUUAGACGCAAGCUGUCAGACGAGACCUAUUACACCGAUUCCCAGCAUGACCCAGAGUGGACUUACACGCAGCACCUGCCUGUGACCUCUCCUUCCUCCGGCCAGUACACCAACACAGAGACAUUGAAUUCAGAUUCCGAGGCAUCAUCCGUGCUGUCAGCACAACCUCGUAAACCUCCUCAUCACCUGCUGGGGAAAAAAGGAAUGUCGGACACUCACCUGCACCCUUAUCACACCCCGUCCUACAGCCAACACCUGCACAAGAACUUCUCCCCUCAUCCACUGCUCUCGGAGGCUCUGGACGUCAAUUUUAACCCAAGGGUGAUGGGAGACAGCAGUGAGGCGGAGGAAAAACAGAACGAUCCAGUGAGGCGAGCGCGGCGGCGCAGGCGCAGCAAGAGGGACUCGUCAACGGAGAGCAAACCUGGAAAUCCUACGCAGUCAAUCUACCCGUUAGCGCAGGAGAACAGCGAUUUUCUUCUGAAUGAGCUGCUGAAGAGAAGUUUCAGUGAAGAGCAAGCGGAGUCUGACACCAAGCCAGUCACAGCUUCUGGACAUGAGGCCUUCAAAUGUGACGCCAUGAGAUCUGAGCCGGAAGAUUUGGACACAAUUGCCCCCAAUCCUGCAGUGCCAAGCCCCCCUUCGCUCCCAUGCGCCCUCACACCAUUGUCGCAGAACUCUCCCAGCACCCUGGUGCUCGUGUCCGACCCCAGUCACCCGCUGGAGGAGGAACUGCGCUGCAGACUUAACAGGCUGGUCGUUUGUGCCAACAGCAGAGACAGUAGCUCCGAGGACGACGAAACAAAGUCCUCUGCAGACAAGCCGCUGGAGAAAGAAAGUAAGACAAACCAGGAGAACCAGAUGGCGAAAGAAAGUGAAAAACAAAACGUUGAGUGCAUGGUCAAUGACAACUGUCAUGAAGGCAAUGAAGAAAGUGCGAACACAGAAGAAAGUGGAUUUGUGCUGGAAUUUAGUGAGAGAGGAAUGAAGAGUCCAUCCCUGGAUGAAGAACCUCUGUCAGACAGAUGUGAAGAAAAAGUAGAAGACUGGGAACCUAAGAGAAGACCGGGGAAGAGACAAAGUAAGAGACAACACAGAAGAGCGAUGGAUACUGAAGCAGAGUUCAGCGGGUCCGGGACCAGUUCGGCUGCAGUUACUCCUUCUUCCCAGGAGGGGGUGCUAGCUGAUAACCAGGAGCAACACAUAGACAUGGAGCAACAGCAGAGACUUGAGUUGCUUUCCUCUCUAAUUCACCAGAAGUAUUCUGCAGCGUCUCUGUGUAGCAUAACCACGGAGGUGCUGAAGGUUUUGAAUGCUACAGAGGAGCUGAUCGGUGAAGCUGGAGGAGAUAGUGGUGGUCAGUCUGAGUCUUCUGCCAUGUCCCCCAUUUCGAGCAGCUCUGAGACUCGCAGGCUGGACCAACGACUCACCAAGAUGGAGGAGAAUGUGUAUCUGGCCGCUGGAGCAGUGUAUGGUCUGGAGGGGGCACUGGGCGACUUAGAGCAGUGCGCCCGCAGUAUCAGCAGCGGCACCUCAGAGACAGAACUGGCUUUUCUAGAGGACCAAGUGGCCACAGCAGCGGCUCAGGUCCAGCAGUCAGAGUUACAGAUUUCAAACAUUGAGGCCCGGAUAUCAGCUCUGAAAACAGCCGGCUUGAAUGUGACCGCCUGCAACCGCUUCUCUAAAUUCAAGCCUAGGGUGAAGCCUCAGACACUGGACUCAUCACGCCAUCAGCGGAGGAAGCUGCCGGCACCUCCUCUAAAAGAUAAGUCGGAGCCUGAGCAGCACGUGAAGGUUUUUGGGCCAUAAGUGACAGACAACAGCACAAGACCCUCAGGGCUAAAAUCAGAGCCCCGGGUGCAGGGGCCACGUCAUCCAGUGCCUUGACCCAGUGUCCGUCUCUGGCCAUCAGGACCCGCAGGGUACGCCUCCCCUCUCUGGAAGUUUGUCAACACAAGAGGCCAUUCCACAAUCUUCUCUGAACUAUCAUGCGUCAUGCAAGGACAUCCAGACAGUCUCUGCCUUAAGAUAUGUCAACUAAAAGAUUCAAGAAAUCUCUGUAUAGUGAACUUGUCUUUUUUAUGUUCAGAAAAUUUCACGGUGAGUUGAAUACAAUUCAACUGGGUCGAUGCGUGAGGUGUAAAGAGAAGGAGCCGGACACAUCUGUCAGUGUGCGUUGUCCUCAGAGGCUUGAUUGUAUCUUGUUUUUUUUAGAUGUAGAAGGUGCCAGGACCAACUGUUCUGCCCGGAUGAAAAUGUUUUAUGACAUAUGCAGCACAAAACAAAAAUGCCACAUGCUCAAAUGGGUGUCCAGUUUGAUGACAGAAUGGGGAUUUAAGAAUCUAAGCCAGAAUCUUACACCUUAAAAACCUGUCAUAUCAAUAGGAACACAACAACAUAAUGUGUGUAUGUCAGAGUGUGGAUGGUUCUGAUGUCUAGUAUUGUGUCUUCAGAGCCCAACAUCAAUACUGAGCUUUUUUUUUUUCACUUUUAGCGCUCAUGUCUCCACGUGUGAGUGCGUGAGUAUAGUAUAUUUUUGUAGGUCCUUGUGUGUGCACGUGUCAUUGCUUGAACUUUCAAGUGCAAGCUAAUGCAAUGUAUGCCAAUCUUGUGUGAGGCAAGCCAAGCUCAAUAUGUCCAUAUGCCAAAACUGAGCUUUACAUUAGUAUUUCAUAAAGAUAUCAGAUGCAUUUAUUUGUUUUUUUUUUCUGUAGAAAUCUAUCAUCAUCUUACGUCUUUGACAAGCUGCAUUCCACAGUAGCCACUGGCCUACUUCAAUGAUCAGAAAGGAACUGCUCCGAAUAUUUAUUUUUUAAAAAGUGUAAUUUUACACUGAAGACUGCACUUCAGCAGCUAGUUCUGUACAUUUAACAUGAUAUACUGUAAUUGAUUCAUAAUAAUAUAACACAGUCUGAUUUGUUUUCUUUUCACCCAUAAAGAGCAAAACGAAAAGCAUGUGGUAUUGUUCUCCCCAGUUUCACAUCUACCUCUACUCCUCCUCUGUUUUGAAUCAUAAGGUGGCCUUUUAUUUUGAGGUAUUGUCAUGUUCAAGUAUGAUUCAGUUUGCAUUCAGGUGACUAUAGAGAUUUCUACAUUGUUACAUAUACAACCAUUAUAUUAUUACAAGUGAUUUAUUUUUCUACUUUCUCUAUUUUUUUACGCAACGUCAAUGGAAUUCUAUUUAAUUCUGUCAUUCUGAUCUUCCUAUCAUUUCUCAGAUUGUAUUCACCGCGAUAAUCUGCCAGUAUUGCCGCACAAAAGGUCAUAAAUGGAGCUUUUUCCAACCCUACAGCCGAUAUGCUCUUUAAUUAUUGAAAUUGGUGGGUAUUCUUUGCAAAAGACUCAAAACCCUCAUAUAUAUUUUGUUUCUUUUCAUGGAGGAAAAGAGUAUUUAUGUGAAUUCAUAAUACUUGUAAAGAAAGCACAGUAUUCUCCUUGAAUAAUCUCUGAAAGUGUGAGAAAUGUGCAUUUGAGACCGUGAGACGUUUAUCAUUACUGUACAUGUCUCGCUAGAUUUUUGAGUUUUACCCUUGGUUUCUUGAGCCAAAUCUGCUUUUGCAGUGGCACUGCAGAUGUCAGAAUACGCCUGACACAUCCAAAUAAUUUAAUGCUGCAUUUAGUUACAAAAUAAUUUAACUUGGAUGCGCGUGUGAAAAUAACAUGUUCCCGAAUCGGAACAUUAAGUAUAUCGUUAUUACUCAAUGAGUGAGCAUCAUCAUCUUGUUUUGAUUAAUAUCAGGUUGUAUUUUUUAAAUUAGUACAGAUUUUAGUUUAGUGUAGAUACUGCAACGGAUUUAUCCACCUGCCCGCUGUCAGCCCCGCUGGUCAUCACAAAAACGAUUCAGUCUGUGCUGGUUGAAGGUGUGUGUGUCAUGGGAAAAUGAAAGCUCAUCCAAAACUGCACAUGUAGGUUUUACACAGACCAUCUCACGACUUGUUUUUUUCAAUAUUUGUUCAAGUCUGAGUGUGUUUUCUGUACAUUUUAUUCACAACAAAUUUGCCAAAUUAUGACAAUGAGUUACCCUCAUCAAAACUGUUGGCUUCUUCUUUGACUCCUUCCUGAACAAAGGUUAAUGAGAAAACGCUUCAUUCAGCAACAUUCCAGAUCAGUGGUUUAUGUCAAUCUAAAAGUCUCGGUGUGAAAAAAGAAGCAUGUUACUGGAUGUACAGAAGCCUGUGACAAAGGUCUGAUCAUUCUUGUCCUGUAUUUUUCUAUUGUAAAGAAGAAACCUAUCUCACAAGAGUUUAUAAGUGUAUAUGUGUGAAAUAGAUGGAUCUGAUAUAGACUAAUAUGUGUAUUGCCCAAUCAUAGAUCUUUCAAUGUCGUCUGUGUAAUUGUUUUGUCGGAUUUACGCAGGAAAGACUGUGGACUGUGUCCCAAAUCAGGUGCAAAUAUACAGAUUUAUCUCAGUUCCCAUAGGGAGGACUGACUUUGCAGCAACAUGUAUGGAUUGCUCGCUUUUAUGUGCAAUUGUUUGUUGCAGUUCAUGUGACACGGCGGGGAAAAUACAAGCAAAAAAAAAAGUACAUAUUAUUUAUGUGCCACAGAUUUCUGGGAUGAAAUAUGUAUUAUGACAUGAAUAAAAUUUUAAAACAAGCUUGUAGAUGGAAUUAUGUGGUAAUAUUCACAGUAGGUUGAGUUUAGAGAAGAAAAAAAAAAUUCACUGUAUUCAGAUGAAAUUAAAACUACCAUUGAUAUGCUGCCAUGAGAUUUUGCUUUACAAACUA